GUUUGUGGGGGCUCACAUUACAUGCCACGCUUGUUUGUUAUUGUUUGUUAUUUCUUCGUCAUCGUCUACCCCCGCGUCACACCUGAAGGCGCACGUCCACAUUCGGUCUGUUUUAAAAGCGGUGACUUUUAAAUGUGCGCAUUUGGGUGAAAACGCCAACGGACAAUACUGAAAACCACCUGAAUCCGCGCGGACCCGCUCCGUGUUCACUUCAGAACUUCAAAUUGCACUUUGAGUGUGGUCCGUGUGACCUGACCUCCACCGUAUAAUGUGGUAUGUUGUGAAGACGGGGCCGGGGUUAACCCGCCGGACGGGGUUCAACUUGGGACCAAAUUUGAAAAGACUGAACGCAAUACGACUUGGCUCCAGCGUCGCCGCGACCGGAGCUGUGAGGGACACCGCGCGUCCUAAGCCGCCGUGGGAGCGACCCUCCCGGCGAGGAAGAGGCGACGCAUGUCCAGCUGCUGGCGUCUCCGUGGACUUCGAGCACACACGGGAGGCAUACAAGAGCAAGGACUCUUUAGAGCUCCUCAGAAGUCUAGUGGUGUUUAAGCUCUGCUCCUAUGACAUCCUGGUGGAUAAGAAUAAAGAGAUAAUGGACCUGGGUAAGAAGGUUAUGGGCCAGCGGGCCUUCGAGCAGCUGAUGAAGAUGACGUUCUACGGCCAGUUUGUGGCGGGGGAGGACCACCGCGCCAUCAGGCCCCUGCUGCAGAAGAACCAGGCCUUCGGGGUGGGCUCGGUGCUGGACUACAGCGUGGAGGAGGACCUCAGCCCGGGGGAGGACCAGGAGGAUGUGCUGCGCCCAUACGUUUCCACCGAGGGGAAGACUAACACGGGGGCAGACCACAGACAAGGCAAACACGGAAUGAACACGCAGUGUGGAGAGCGUCGCGGGGAAUCCUGUGAAGCCCCCACUUAUUUCUAUGCUGAUGAAGCCAAGUGCGACCGCAACGUGGAGACCUUCCUCGAGUGCAUCCGAGCAUCUGGUGGGGGCGCCCUGGAAGGCUUCUCCGCCAUCAAGAUGACGGCGCUCGCGCGGCCUCAGUUCCUGCUCCGGCUCUCCGAGGUUCUGGUGAAGUGGCGCAGAUUCUUCAGCUUUCUGGCGGCUCAGCAAGGAUACGGCAACAGGGAGGCCUUGGAGCAAAAUCUGGAGCUCAAACAACUGCAGGAGUUUCUCAGCAGAUUGGGAGCAGAGGGGGACGUCCACAGCUGGUUCACUGACACCAUGCAGAGCUCGUCUGGCACCAUCGACAGGCUGGACUGGGACAUCCUGAUCGACAGCAGAGCCGACACAUCCCACCUGCUGGUCGUCCCAGACGUCGGGAAAGGGGAGCUGGUGCCUCUGUUGGACCGCUUCACGGCUGAGGAAGAGCGGCAGAUGAAGAGGAUCCUGCAGCGAAUGGACGUGUUGGCUAAGCACGCAGAGGAGAACGGUGUUCGCCUGAUGGUGGACGCAGAGCAGACGUACCUUCAGCCGGCCAUCAGCUACCUGACCCUGGCGAUGCAGAGGGUCUACAACGGCCAGAAGCCCCUCAUCCUCAACACCUACCAGUGCUACCUCAAGGAGGCGUUCACCAGCCUGAGCGUGGACCUGGAGCGCUCGCGCCGCCAGGGCUGGUGCCUGGGGGCCAAGGUGGUGCGGGGGGCCUACAUGCACCAGGAGAGAGAGCGGGCCGCGCUGCUGGGCUACGAGGACCCCGUCCACCCCGACUACCAGGCAACCAAUCUCAUGUACCACAGGUGUCUGGACCUCCUGCUGGAGGAGAUCUCACUCAGCAGGAAGGCCAAUGUGAUGGUGGCAAGUCACAACGAGGACACCGUGAGACACACUCUGAGAAGGAUGAAUGAGCUAGGCCUGGCUCCAGCGGAGGGGAAGGUCUCCUUCGGCCAGCUACUUGGCAUGUGCGACCAGAUCAGCUUCCCACUGGGGCAGGCGGGCUUCCCGGUCUACAAGUACGUCCCCUACGGGCCCGUGAACGAGGUGAUGCCCUACCUUUCCCGGCGGGCCCAGGAGAACCGGGGCUUCAUGAAGGGAGCCGAGUGGGAGAGGGAGCUGCUGCUCAAGGAGCUGAAACGCCGACUGGGCUCGGGGGAGAUCUUCCACCGGCCGGUCUUCUAGAGCGAUCUUCUAGAGCGACCUUCUAGAGAUGUCUUCUAGAGUAGUCUUUUGGGGGGUUUCCUAGAGGGAUCUUCUGGAGAGAUCUUCUAGAGAGGUCUUCUUGAGAGGUCCUCUAGAGAGGAUCUUUAUAGAGGUCUUCUAGAGGGUUAUUUAGAGACAUCUUCAAGAGAGGUGUUUCUGGAGAGGUGUUCUGGAGAGGUCUUCUAGAGCUGCAGAGAAGAGAGAGAGAGAGAGAGAGAGAGAGAGAGAGAGAGAGAGAGAGAGAGAGAGA
Messenger RNA from Gadus morhua (Atlantic cod), 2390 nucleotides. RefSeq names its product proline dehydrogenase (oxidase) 1b (gene prodhb). The transcript has 14 exons. The record is from RefSeq and is a predicted model, not a curated record. Lineage: Eukaryota; Metazoa; Chordata; Actinopteri; Gadiformes; Gadidae. Gene Ontology annotation, molecular function: proline dehydrogenase activity; FAD binding. Gene Ontology annotation, cellular component: mitochondrion. The coding region runs from base 269 to 2119 and encodes 616 amino acids.